This is a messenger RNA of Salvia hispanica, 649 nucleotides long. RefSeq names its product small ribosomal subunit protein uS9-like. Lineage: Eukaryota; Viridiplantae; Streptophyta; Magnoliopsida; Lamiales; Lamiaceae. Gene Ontology annotation, molecular function: RNA binding; structural constituent of ribosome. Gene Ontology annotation, cellular component: cytosolic small ribosomal subunit; ribosome. Gene Ontology annotation, biological process: translation; maturation of SSU-rRNA from tricistronic rRNA transcript (SSU-rRNA, 5.8S rRNA, LSU-rRNA). The record is from RefSeq and is a predicted model, not a curated record.
UCCCCAAUUCCAUCACAGUGUACCUCCGCUCCCCCAAUCCUCCCCAACCAUGGCGGCCCCGACCCCGACCGAAUCCGUCCAAUGCUUCGGGCGCAAGAAGACAGCCGUUGCCGUCACUCACUGCAAGCGCGGCCGCGGCCUGAUUAAAAUCAACGGAGUUCCCAUCGAGCUCAUCCAGCCGGAAAUCCUCCGCUACAAGGCGUUUGAGCCCAUCCUCCUCCUCGGCCGCCACCGCUUCGCCGGCGUCGAUAUGCGCAUCCGCGUGAAAGGAGGCGGUCACACCUCCCAGAUCUACGCUAUCCGCCAGUCUAUUGCCAAGGCACUCGUCGCCUACUACCAGAAGUACGUCGAUGAGCAGUCUAAGAAGGAGAUCAAGGACAUUCUCGGCAGGUACGAUCGUACCUUGCUGGUGGCUGAUCCCCGUCGCUGCGAGCCGAAGAAGUUUGGAGGUCGCGGUGCUCGUGCGAGGUUCCAGAAAUCCUACCGUUAAAAUGUUUGCGUUUUUUAUUGUUAUAAUCGAAUUUUGGUUGAAUUGAAUUAAGAUACUACCUUGUUAUUUAUGUUUUGAAUGUUUGGAAUUUUGUUCCUGCUUCCACCUGAAGCUUUUUUUGUGAGAAACGCCUUUAAUUCAUCUAUUAAUAGUUUUUGA